Messenger RNA from Cicer arietinum (chickpea), 1313 nucleotides. RefSeq names its product 5'-methylthioadenosine/S-adenosylhomocysteine nucleosidase. Gene Ontology annotation, molecular function: methylthioadenosine nucleosidase activity. Gene Ontology annotation, biological process: nucleoside metabolic process. The record is from RefSeq and is a predicted model, not a curated record. NCBI's taxonomy places the organism in Eukaryota, Viridiplantae, Streptophyta, Magnoliopsida, Fabales, Fabaceae.
AAGCAACGAAAAUUGUAAUAAAAGAGAAAACAUGAAGUGAGUAUGAAGUGAGGAGUGCACAACACAUUGCUGGGAAAUAGAAGUAAUAGAUGAUUGAAAAGUCAUCGUAAAGAAUCUGCAACAAACUAAACUGCUUCAAUGGCUGCGCAUCUUCAUCAAUCAAAUGCUCCACCUACAGACCAACCCAAAACACCAAUUUCCAACAUCGUCAUCGUUAUCGCUAUGGAGACGGAAGCUCAACCCGUUGUCAAUAAAUUUCACCUCAUCCAAGACCCUCACUCUCCGUUUCCACAAGGCGUUCCUUGGGUACGUUACCAUGGGACAUACAAAGGUCUCAAUUUGAACUUGAUUUCGCCUGGAAAAGAUCCAACUUUUGGGGUUGAUAGUGUUGGCACAAUAUCAUCUGCUCUUGUAACAUAUGCCGCUAUUCAAGCAUUGCAGCCUGACUUGAUCAUAAAUGCAGGCACUGCUGGUGGCUUCAAGGCCAGAGGAGCUAGUGUUGGUGACAUUUUCAUUGUAUCAGAUUGUGCCUUUCAUGAUAGAAGAAUACCCAUUCCUGUUUUUGAUCUGUAUGGAGUUGGUUUACGUAAAGCCUUUGAAACACCCAACCUUUUAAAAGAACUUAAUCUAAAGGUGGCUAAAUUGUCUACUGGUGACUCUUUAGAUAUGACACAGCAGGAUGAAUCAUCAAUCACUGCAAAUGAUGCAACCGUUAAAGAUAUGGAAGGAGCAGCUGUUGCUUAUGUUGCUGACCUUCUGAAAGUUCCUGCAAUAUUUGUAAAAGCUGUGACUGAUAUCAUUGACGGUGACAAACCAACUGCUGAAGAAUUUCUGCAGAAUUUGGCAGCUGUAACUGCUGCACUUGAUUUGGCUGUCGAAAAGGUCAUUAAUUUUAUUAAUGGGAAGUGCAUAUCUGAACUUUGACAACUUAAUUUCAUCUUUCCAAUUUUUGUUAUAUGCAAUGCCUUACCACAGUUGAUUGGAAAUUUGUGAGAUUUAAGCAAAAAUAGAAACUUGUAAACUGAGAAGGCUAUAGCUCCGAUCCCAACUCUCUCUUCCGGCCUUGCAGGUCCGUUGUAUAAGUUAUUUGGCCAAUAUUGUGUCAUUCAUUGUAAACAUGUAUAAUGACAUCCUCGUAAUUUAUAUCUCCAAUUAUGUCUACUCUUUUAAAUAUAAUUAACAGCAACAUAUGACACUGUGAUGGUACUAAGCUGUGCGUAUAUGGUUUCAUAUUGGAAUGUAUCAGAGUCAGAAAUGAUUGUUGUUCAUCGGCGAGUGAAAUUAUCAAUAGAAUAUAGAUUAUUGAUUGGUAA